Messenger RNA from Symbiodinium sp. CCMP2592, 567 nucleotides. Lineage: Eukaryota; Dinophyceae; Suessiales; Symbiodiniaceae. The record is from the annotation of a GenBank genome assembly.
AUGGAGCCAACUGAGUCCGAUGCCUUCGAGGUUCCUAAACCGCCAGAGACCGAUGGCCCAGAGGAGGUCGAGGAGCCAGAGAAGAAGAGGCCAGCCCUUCCUUCUUGGGCGGUCCUCCCGUGGCUGGCGCUGCUGGCCGGUUUGCUCCUGGUGCCGCUUUCUAUCGGUGCAGAGGUCGCUGCAGAGCUACGUGUGGAGGCCUCCGGCCUCGUCAGAGCGGCCGGUGGAGGCACUGCCGCAGCGGCAGGGGCAACAACCCAAAGCACCCUCCAAGAGUUGCAGACGCUGCCGGAGGCAGACUUACGUCGCAUUCGAGACUGCAGCUUCGUGCAUCACGGCACUUUCCAUCGACUCCGGGUGGCCAGUCUCGUCCGCACCCGGACAGAUGUUACGAUUGUCGCCCCGGACCGGGCCACGCUUCAAAUAGGCGCGCAGCGCGUGAUCUUCUCCCGGCCCUUCGCAGGGUCCCAGGAGGUAGAGCCGGAUCCGUCGAAUGAUGGCCCCCCGUCCGGCUGCACGUUUACAGGCAGGACCGACGUCUCGCAGGCAAAGCCUGGAUCGCGGUAG